AUGGUGUGGUUCGGCGGGGUGGCGGCGGGGGCGCUGGGGGCGGGAGCACUGCAGCCCCACGUGAGGGUGGUGGGUGCCUCCGCUGCAGUGUACGCGUUGCUAACAGCCCACCUCCCAAAUGUCUGCCUCAAAUUCGGUCACAUCCCGCUGUGGUGGUUCCGUCCACUGAGUGUGGUGGUGCUGGCCACGUCGGAAAUAUCCUGGGCUCUGCUGCGUGCCCCACCCACGGCGGCCACGCGAGCUAACUACGGCCACGUGGCGUGGGCUGCCCACGUCCUCGGCGCCGCAGUAGGGGUUCCACUCAGCUUCGUCGUAUUCGACGGGGAAAACUAUAAAAAACGCUACAUAGUGGCAUGCCGUAUGGUCUCCGGUUUGCUCCUGGUGGCAGGCGUGGUAGCCGCCGCAGCCCACUACGUCCUCUGGUACGACAUGGACCACUACACC
Molecule: messenger RNA, 444 nt
Organism: Iphiclides podalirius (scarce swallowtail)
Lineage: Eukaryota; Metazoa; Arthropoda; Insecta; Lepidoptera; Papilionidae
Source: the annotation of a GenBank genome assembly